AUGGAAGAGGAUUACGACGAAGAAAACCCCAAUCCUGCUGAAGAAGAAAACCCUAAUCCUAAUCCAGCCCAAGACUACCAAGAAAAGUUAGAUGUUUUGCUAGCUCUUCCAGGCCGACAACAUCUACCACUUAUGUCUGUCGAUCCCAUCCCCGGCGUUGAGUCUCUAUGGUUUAACAGGCACAAAGGAAAAAUUUCUUGGGUGAUUGCUGGAAUAUUUAGAAAGAAAUUCGAUGGUCCUUACUACAGUUGGAAGGUUACUCCUACACCUAUUCAAGAGAGAUAUUUCAGGACAUUUUCGCGGAAGUUCUAUUGGGAUACUGAGAUAAAUGAGCUUGUUAAAGAGGGGUUCUUAAAGAUAGCCAAGAAACGAAUGAAAGGAAUUUGCAGCAACUCCGAUCGUGGUGGUCUUGGAGUCCACAAACACCUUGCCGGUCAGAAAUCAUAUGUGCAAAUUCAUCAAGAAAUGGAGGAAGAAUUGGGUCAUCCGGUAUCAUUUGGCGAAGUGUUCAUGAAGACACAUACUCGAGCUGACGGAUCGUUUGUUGAUCAAAAAGCUAAACAAGCAGUUGAGACUGAUGAGAAAACAUUAGAGGAGAAACUGUGUGAAGUGGACGAUGAUGGUCCAGAAAAUUCAGGGAAUUCUUCUGAACGUUCAAGUCAUCGUACUCUCAGCAUUGAGGAAAAGAAUGAAAUCUUUCUUAAGUGUACUCAAACAGAUGAGAAGGGAAACCUUUUUGGUCUUGGAUCUCUUGUUGAGACACUUAGGAAAGGGAAAAGGAAGGAAAGCUAUGCAAAAUCUUCUCCAUCAACACCAAAACACUUCUCGAGCUUCAAAAACAACUUCGCAACAAGAUAG
This is a messenger RNA of Camelina sativa (false flax), 858 nucleotides long. RefSeq lists its product as uncharacterized. The record is from RefSeq and is a predicted model, not a curated record. Lineage: Eukaryota; Viridiplantae; Streptophyta; Magnoliopsida; Brassicales; Brassicaceae.